This is a messenger RNA of Acytostelium subglobosum LB1, 1899 nucleotides long. RefSeq lists its product as hypothetical. The coding region runs from base 1 to 1899 and encodes 632 amino acids. NCBI's taxonomy places the organism in Eukaryota, Evosea, Eumycetozoa, Acytosteliales, Acytosteliaceae. The record is from RefSeq and is a predicted model, not a curated record. Gene Ontology annotation, biological process: protein peptidyl-prolyl isomerization. The transcript has 6 exons. Gene Ontology annotation, molecular function: protein binding; peptidyl-prolyl cis-trans isomerase activity.
AUGUCAAAGAGGGAACUUGAACAAGAUGAUGGUCAAGCUGAGACCAGCACGACCAACAGCGGCAACGACAACGAUACAGAGGCAUCAAAGAAGAAGCAUAGGAGAGAACUACCAUUUGAACAUAUAUACUUGGAUAACUUACCAAAGACAGAGAUGUAUGAGCGUAGCUUUAUGCAUAAGGACGCAUGUUCAUCAGUAUACGUGACAAAGACAGAGUUUAUAAUCACUGGUGAUAUACUAGGUUAUAUCAAGUUCUGGAAGAAACAGCCAGUUGGUAUAGAGUUUGUCAAGACAUUCAAAGCGCACAAUGGACUGUUCUCAAUGAGUGUCAGCUACGACGGACUGUGGCUGUGCUCCGUUGGCAUUGACAAGAAUGUCCGUAUAUUCGACAUCAACAACUUUGACAUUGUAAACUCAUUCAAGUUGGACUAUUUACCAUUGACAUGCCAGUGGAUAUAUGGAAAGGAGUCUGGCAAACAACUGGUGGCAAUAUCAAGCCGCGAAUCACCAAACAUAUAUAUAUACGAUGCCAAGUCUGAUCUGUCAUCAGUUGCACUACAUACAUUGUCAAUCCAUCGAAAGCCCGUACAUCUGAUCAAGUACAACAAUGCACAUCGAUCAGUUAUCUCUAUAGACUUGGCUGGUUCAAUCGAGUAUUGGUCACCGGAUGAGGACUACAAGGAGCCCAGCGCAUCACUGGACUUCUCGCUAAAGAUGGACACCGAUCUCUAUUGUUUGCUCAAGGAGAAGACCGUGGCCAUGUCACUCGAGGUCAGCGGCAAGGGCAAAUACUUUGCUGUGAUGUCACGUGAUCGCAAGGUGCGCGUGUUCACCUUUUCGACAGGCAAGCUUCACAGGGUCUACGACGAGUCGUACGCCGUGCUCAGUCAGCUUCAGAAGGAGGAGGACACUGUAUAUCACAUCGAUCCCAAUGACUUUGGCCGACGAAUGGCCGUUGAGCGUGAAAUUGAGGCUGUGUUUGAUGCGGCCGUUCAGCCGGACAGCCUUCUCAAGAGUGCGCCACCACCUCCAUCCAACAUCCUCUUUGACGAGACUGAGAACUUUGUAAUCUAUCCAACGUUGGUUGGAAUCAAGAUCGUCAACAUCGUCACAAACAAAGUAGCAAGGGUACUUGGAAAGAUUGAGAACACGACUAGAUUCCUUGGAUUGGCGUUGUAUCAAGGAAAGAAUGAGGGCGAUGUAUUCAUGGGCACAAAGAAGAGAGAUGUUGACCCUGACCCAACACUAUUCUGUUUGGCGCACAAGAAACAGAGAUUCUACAUGUUCACAAGGAGAGAGCCAGAGGACUCUGGAAGUGCCGAGAUGGGAAGAGAUGUAUUUAAUGAGAAGACGACAAAGGAUGAACAUUUGAUGCUGCAGAAUGCCGCAAGACAAUUGCCAAAGAAUGCGAUUAUACAUACGACUGCUGGAGACAUUAGCAUCAUGUUGUUCCCAGACGAGUGUCCAAAGACAGUGGAGAACUUCACUACACAUGCCAAGAAUGGCUACUACGACGGCAUCAUAUUCCAUCGUGUGAUCAAGGGCUUCAUGAUACAGACGGGCGAUCCACAGGGCGACGGCACAGGUGGCACCAGCAUCUGGGGCAAGGACUUUGAGGAUGAGUUCAGUCGCAGUCUCAAGCACGACAGGCCGUUCACCGUGUCGAUGGCCAACGCAGGCCCGGGCACCAAUGGCAGUCAGUUCUUCAUCACCACCGUACCAGUUUCGCGACUCGACAACAAGCACACAGUAUUUGGACGUGUCUACAAAGGACAGGAUGUCGUGCUUCAGAUUGAGGGUGCCAGGACUGAUCGCGAGGAUAGACCAAUGGAGGACAUCUCAAUGGUCAGCAUUAAGAUCACCAACGAUGUUCCAGACGAGUAUAAACAGAAGAAGUGA